ACACACACACACACACACACACACACACACACACACAUAAACUCACACACAAACACUCCGCGUCUUUGAGAGACCCGAUUAUCCAAGGUGUCUCGGAAAAUAAUAAUAACAAUUUAAAAAAAAUAUAUAUAUAUAUUUACAGAGAGAGAGAGAGAGAGAGAGAGAUAGAGAGAGAGAUAGAGCGAGAAAGAGAGAGAGAGAGAGAUAGAUAGAGAGAGAGAGAGCGAGAGAGAGAGAGAGAGAGAGAGAGAGAGAGUGAAAGAGAGAGGGGGAGAGAGAGAGAGAAAGAGAGAGAGAAAAUGUUGGCCAGGUUCGCGGUGGCGCUGCUCGUUCUCUCGGUUCUGGCGCUGACGGAGGGAACAGACACUACCGACGCACAUGAGAGUCACCCGGAAAAAGCGGCGAGCCCGAACCAGAAAGGACGACUCUCCUUGCACAACACGGCUGAGAUCCAACACUGUCUAGUGAAUGCUGGUGAUGUGGGCUGCGGCGUGUUCGAGUGCUUCGAGAACAACUCGUGUGAAAUCCGGGGACUACAGGAAAUCUGCCUGACCUUCUUGCACAAUGCUGGGAAGUUUGACUCUCAGGGCAAGUCUUUCAUCAAAGAUGCACUGAAAUGCAUGGCCCAUGGCCUGAGGCACAAAUUCAGCUGCAUCAGUCGAAAGUGUCUGGCCAUAAAAGACAUGGUGUUCCAGCUCCAGCGUGAAUGUUACACGAAGCACAACUUGUGUGCGGCGGCAAAGGACAAUGUUAAUGUCAUUGUGGAAAUGAUCCACUUCCAGGACUUGCUCCCAAAAGGGCCAUAUGUAGAAUUGGUGAAUAUCUUACUAGCCUGUGGCGAAGAAGUAAAGGAGGCCAUUAGCAGAAGUGUGCGGAUACAGUGUGAGCAAAACUGGGGAGCACUCUGCCACAGCCUGAGCUUCUGUUCAUCGCCACCGCCCCUUGCCCACCAGGAGCGCCACGCAAGCCAACACGAGCACCCAAAAGGUCCGCGUCAAGCAGACAAGGAAAAGCCUGGCAAAGGGGGAUCAAGCGCCCAUCCAAGAAAUCGAGGACAGGGUGCAAGGCGUGCAAGCCUUGAUGCCACAAUGGCUGAGCAGGAGGACCCUGAGAACACCGACAUCCGGAGGUGAAGAUCCCUCAAGCACAGACUGAGUAACAGGCCCAGUAAAGCUCUCCUCUUGUCCUUUUCCCCUCCAGCGGUCAUUCCAGAUCUCCCAGACUGUUUGUUUACUUUUGCAGGGUAUUUGUGAUGUAGCUCAUUUUUGAUACUGCAGAUCAUAGGUUCUUUUGUUUCUUAUCACAUGACUCUAACAUGGCGUUUCUAUUUCCUAAGCAUACCCCCUGCCCCUCUAAGUUAUUUAUUUUAUUCUUUAUGCAAUGUUUUAAAUAUAAAAUGUACAUAUAAAUACAUGUAUAUCUAUAAUUAAACAAACCUGUACAAAUAUAGCCAUUGUAUGAAGUACAGAUAAACUAUAUGUAAUAUAGUAUACAUAAUAAAUAAAUAGUUACCUUAUUUCACCUACUACAAUCAAACUGUAGAUAUGUAACAUAUUUUGUUUUAUUUUUAAGGUUUAACAUUUUUGUGUGUAUUGUUUUUUGGAAUACUUGUUGAUUAAAUAUAAAGAGUACAGUAAAGUCCAGGAGUGGCACAUAAACAAGAUUAUUGGUUUAAAAAAAAGCAACAGAUUCUUUAACAAAUAGUUUUCUAUUGUUUUUUUUAUUUCUUUUUUGUUAAAAAUGAUUCAAGGAUGUUUAAAAUCAGGCACAUAUACACACACACACACACACACACACACACACACACACACACACACACACACACACACACACACACACACACACACUGUAGUUGCUAACAUAAAGAAAACGCAGUCACUCACCAGUCCCAGAAUGAUGAAGUGUCUAUGAUUAUCUCAUUUGUGUGUCACUUAUGCACUAUUUGGGAUUUACCCCAAACACAUUAGUCUGACACAAAAACAGCAGCAGCUCACAGAGUGUGUCAUGGAAAGCCAGGCUGCUUGUGUUCUAGCCAACCCUUCAGACAACUCUACCAGUUCCAAGUAGAAAAAAAUAGUAGCCCUCACUCCCUCCACUGAAAAGAGGCAGCGUUUGGAGCCAUAAUAAACUGGCCUAAGACCUAGAAACUAGGUUAAGUCUACACAAGAAGCGAAAGUUAUUAUGGACACGACCACUGAAAAGACCACCUUUGCUAAAGCCAUAGGAGAAUAAAAUGCACCAAUUAUGCAUGUCACUGCAUAAUUUGCCCAUUUUUGGUGGUCGCAAUAUAUCACCACUUGCCCGCAGUACUGAGUACAGGCAAAAGUUACAAGUGAACAUUUUAUUGUUAGAUUUCCUGACUAGUUUUGAACGAAAUUAUAUAAUCGCUAAUGCAAUCCUCUGUUGAGCACCAUGAGCAUUCUUGAUUAAAUAACUAAAUGUUAAAACUAAUAAUUACAUUUUAUAAAAAACUAGGGAGAAUGGAUGUACAUAAUGCAGAUAAGACAGUGUAACACCUUUAUAUUUAUGGCUGUGAUGUUGCAUUUUCAUGCAUUUAUACUAUAAAAGGUAUUCUAAGGAUGUGCAAUUAAAUAUUUUUUUAUUAUUACAGAUAAUAUGGUCAUAUGUUAUACUGUAUGUGUCUGGAAUGUUGCCCAAUUUGUGUACUUAUAUAUUGUGGCAAAUGACAAGUCAUGUCUUGUUUGGAUAAUCUUGAAAUCCAUCAGUAUUUAGUGUCGGUUUAUCAGUACUCAUUAUAAAGCAAUAUAUAUUUAAACUACUUAUUAAAGUAGUUGGACAGUUUUGCUAUUAAA
Messenger RNA from Silurus meridionalis, 2813 nucleotides. RefSeq names its product stanniocalcin 2a (gene stc2a). The transcript is spliced from 4 exons. Gene Ontology annotation, cellular component: extracellular region. Gene Ontology annotation, biological process: intracellular calcium ion homeostasis. The record is from RefSeq and is a predicted model, not a curated record. NCBI's taxonomy places the organism in Eukaryota, Metazoa, Chordata, Actinopteri, Siluriformes, Siluridae. The coding region runs from base 300 to 1133 and encodes 277 amino acids. Gene Ontology annotation, molecular function: hormone activity.